Drosophila sulfurigaster albostrigata is the source of this 2783-nucleotide messenger RNA. Its product is annotated as putative sodium-dependent multivitamin transporter. Gene Ontology annotation, biological process: transmembrane transport; sodium ion transport. Lineage: Eukaryota; Metazoa; Arthropoda; Insecta; Diptera; Drosophilidae. Gene Ontology annotation, molecular function: symporter activity. The transcript is spliced from 2 exons. The record is from RefSeq and is a predicted model, not a curated record. The coding region runs from base 275 to 2062 and encodes 595 amino acids. Gene Ontology annotation, cellular component: membrane.
CAUCAGUUGUUAUUUAACCGCUAAGCUUUACGGUUGUGUUUUCGGCGGUCCGCGAUCUUUGGAAUGUUGUAAUCGCGUGUUUAUUUCGUUUGGUGAUUGUAUAUAAAUACGUUUGUACAUGCGUGUGUAGCUGAAGUUGCGCAUAAUUGUAAAAAGCAUUGACAUCUAAAAAGGUCAUAAAGCUACAAUAACAAAACGUGCAUUUACUUUCAUUCGUGGAAAAAUCAAUUAUCUGUUACUGCUGCAAUCAUAAGAAUCAAAUCAAGAAACAAAAAUGCCUCUUGUUGGUUCUCUUGGUGUGUGGGACGUUCUGGUGCUGGCGAGCAUUUUAAUCAUUUCGGCUCUGAUUGGACUCUACUAUCGCUACACGGGCGGCAAGCAAAAGACAACGCAGGAGUAUCUGAUGGCUAACCAAAGCAUGACCACAUUUCCGGUAUCCUUUAGCCUGAUGGCCAGCUUCAUGUCCGCCAUCACACUGAUGGGAGUCUCAAAUGAGUCAUAUCAGUUUGGCACACUCUUCGGCGUCAUCAAUAUAUCCUAUGUGCUCAGCACUCCAAUUGCAGCCUACAUAUUUCUACCGGUAUUCUAUAAUAUGCGCACAACUAGUGUCUAUGAGUACCUUGAACGGCGAUUCGGGCAUGCAACGCGUCUGGCUGCCUCGCUAGCUUUUACACUGCAAAUGAUUUUAUACAUGGGCAUUGCUCUUUAUGCUCCCGCAUUGGCGCUGGAGGCUGUCACGGGUAUACCUAAGGGAACCGCUAUACUGGUCCUCGGAUUAGUGUGCUCGUUUUAUUCGACGGUGGGUGGUCUCAAGGCGGUGUUGAUCACAGAUGUCUUUCAGUCGUUUCUGAUGUACGCUGCUAUAUUUGCGGUAAUCACUGUGUCUGCAAUCAAGGCUGGAGGAUUGGCUCCCAUUUGGGAGGUUGCUCAAGAGCGUGGACGCGUGGAGUUCUUCGAAUUUUCGACGGAUCCAACUGUUCGUCACACUUGGUGGACACUGAUAAUUGGCGGCAUGGUCACCUACUUGUCGCUAUAUGGAGUCAAUCAAACGCAAGUGCAACGACUCCUAAGCGUUCACAACUUGAAGAGUUCCCAGUCGGCGCUGUGGUGGAAUCUGCCGAUUCUGGGAUUACUAAGCUUCAGCACCAUCUUCAGCGGCUUGGCAAUAUUUUAUUACUAUCGCGACUGCGAUCCUGUGCUCGAAGGACGCAUCAAAACUCGGGAUCAGUUAAUGCCACUUUUUGCUGUCGAUACAAUAAGUCAAUAUCCUGGAUUGUGUGGCCUCUUUGUUUCGGGUAUUUUUUCGGCCAGCUUAUCAACGAUAUCCUCGGCGGUUACUUCGCUCUCUGCUGUCACGCUGGAGGAUUAUUUGAAGCCACUGUACAGAGUCAUCUUUAAGCGACCGCUGAUUGAGUCGAAGUCCACAUUGCCCACAAAAAUCAUUGCCGCUAUCUUUGGAUUGAUGUGCAUUGCGUUGGCCUUUGGCGCUGGCUCCAUGGGUGGCGUUUUGCAAGCGUCACUAACAAUUUUUGGAGUAGUUGGCGGUCCAUUACUUGCUAUCUUCACUCUGGGCGUUUGCACUGUGCGCACCAAUCAACGUGGCGUUUUACUGGGCUUUCUCCUAGGCCUCGGCUUCUCUUUCUGGAUUGGUUUUGGCAGUCCUAAGCCGAUGCCAGAGCCGUUGCCUUUUAGCACCACAGGCUGUGUACAGAAUAAUAUGACCAAGAUAGUCGAGGUGGCCCAAGCGGCGCUGCACGCCACCAGCGUUGAUGAACCGCACUACUUUUGGCUGUAUCGAUUGUCAUAUCUGUGGUACUGUGUGUUGGGAUUCUUGGUGACAACAUUGAUUGGAUACUUUGGCAGCCUUAUAUUGGCGUAUUUCAACUACGCGGACAACUCGCAAGUUUAUGUGGAUAAACAACAAAAGCAUCUUGAUUACGAUCUGUUUGCUCCGAUACUGGCAAAUCGCUGGCGACGCCAGCAUCAAAAGCAAUUUGAUCCAACAGAUGUGUAUCACGAGGAGUCGCUGACGAAGUUAUCACCGUCAGCUGCUCCCUUAUAAUAAGUAAAAUUCAUUCAUUUGAAUUGAAAUUAAGUAUCAAGAGUAGGGGUUAAUGAGACGGCACGUGCUGUUACCGGGCGUCUGUCACAGUCUGGCGAGCAUGAGGUUGUCGUCUGAGUAAGCAGUACCUAAUAAGUGGAUAACAACGUGACCUAUUUGUAUACCUGCGAGUAACUUAUCAACGACUAAAGGCGACCAUAAAAGUCUUCCAUUUUGCAAAUGCAUAGAAACAAUAAUAAAAAGCAUAUUUAACUGUUAUCUAAACGAAUAGAUGGUGUAUGUGCUGAUGUGCCUCCUAGCUUAUAUGCUAUGGCUAUAUACCUCCAUACACAUAGAUGUAACGUUCCUUAUUGAAUAUUAGCACAAUCUUCAUUUAACUCAGGACUAUAGACAAUAAUAACGUUAGGGAUUGACAGCCGCAAUCUUCAUCGUUUUCUUGUUAAAUGAAUCUAAUACUUAAGUUCAUGUAGAAUUCAUGUUAAGUUAAUGAUGGUGGCAUUUUAAAACAUUAUACAAGCAUUAUAUACAAGAAUAAGAAUUGAUCAGCCUGUCAUUAUAAAUUAUAUACAUUAUAUUUACAAUUACUUAAGAGAACCAAACUAUAUUAAUAAUAUAUAUUUGAUGUGCAUGUACUUACAUAUGUGUAUACAAACUAUUACUAAGUAACAUUUUUGGCAACAUGUGCUGAAUAUUAAAUUGUUGUUGCUGCUUCAUUGUUGAA